AUGCAUAACCAUUUAGAUAUAUACGAUGCUAUCAAACAUCUCCUUGCCCUGCAUCACAGAUCAUGUUCAGGAAUGUGCAACAAAAGAGUCAGUCGACGAUUCGACGUGCUGAGUCAACUGCAGAAGGACAACAUUGAGAUGUAUUACGAAGUCGGAUCAGUGCUGGGAUCGGGCAAGUUCGCCACAGUAAGAGUUUGCAGGAACAAGCAGACUAGCAAAACAUUUGCAGGCAAGUUUGUCAGACGUCGACAGCCGUGUAGAACUCAACAAAUGUGUCAGCCUCGCUCGAAGGGUGAUGUACAAACUGAGAUCAACAUUCUUCAGUCCCUCUCCUUGCACGAGAACAUCAUCAGACUGUUUGAAGUUUAUGAAGGGCCUCUCGAAGUUGUUCUUAUGCUCGAAUUAAUAUCAGGCGGAGAAUUGUUCCAUUAUUUAGUGAAGAGAGAGAGGGUGAGUGAAGAUGAGGGGGUGUUUUUUUUGAAGCAGGUACUUCAAGCCACACAGUACAUGCACGCUAAAAAUAUUGUUCAUCUCGAUCUUAAGCCUGAAAACUUGAUGCUGGAGAGCGAGGUGAGCAAGAAAUUGAAAAUAAUCGAUUUCGGCCUGUCCGUGCAGCUGAGUGAGUCUGUGGAGUGGAGGGAACUGACUGGCACCCCAGAGUUUGUCGCACCAGAGGUGAUAAACUUCGACCCGGUGACAGCAGCGGCAGACAUCUGGAGCAUCGGAGUCAUCGCAUUUAUUACUUUAAGCGGGUUUUCUCCAUUCCUGGCGGAUGACAAGCAGGCGACUCUAGCAAACGUAAGCAGGGCGGAAUAUGAAUUUGAUGAAAAUUAUUUCAAAACCACCAGCCAUCUGGCCAAGGAUUUCAUUCAAAACCUUCUGGUCAAAAAUCCAAGAAAAAGACCCACAGCAACUGAAUGCUUAGAACAUCCGUGGAUAAAUGUAAAACUUUUUUUUCGCCUCAUAUCAUCAUCGUCAACGUCGUCAUCUUCAUCACCACCAUCAUUAUCAGCCAAAAGACAUAAACGAACUGGCAAACAGAAGAAAAUCGCGUUUGAACUUAACAAACUUGAAAUCGUUUAUGGCUCGAAGAAGAUGGAUGCAGUCCUUCCACGCCAUCUCCUUGUUCAACCACCUCUCACACAAAGUCAGGAGCGGCAAGGACGCAACUUCAUCAUCCACCGCGCCAUCGUCCUUGAUAACUUCAUCUUCGCCAUCAACGACGCCAUCAUCAUCAACAAAAUCAUCAACAGUGCCAUCUGCGUCAACAACAAACUUGCUUAG
Molecule: messenger RNA, 1284 nt
Organism: Helobdella robusta
Lineage: Eukaryota; Metazoa; Annelida; Clitellata; Rhynchobdellida; Glossiphoniidae
Exons: 10
Coding region: 1-1284 (427 amino acids)
Biological process (GO): protein phosphorylation; intracellular signal transduction; positive regulation of apoptotic process
Cellular component (GO): nucleus
Molecular function (GO): ATP binding; protein serine/threonine kinase activity
Source: RefSeq, a predicted model, not a curated record